CAAGGUUGGAAAUAUUUAAACAAGGAACAAAUAAAAAAGUAGAUAUUCUAAUUAAAUCGUGAUUGGUACACAACCUUGAAACCGCAGCAGUAUUUCUGUCAGCAUCUGAUUCGUUUUAUUUGUAAAAUGUUUUUCCUCUUGUUUUUACUUUUCUCUUUUGGAUUUGCACAUAACUUUGCAUUUUGUCCGAUAUAAUUUGAAAUAUUAAAGUAGUUUGUUAACUAAAUACUUUUUAGGAUACUGCUUCUACCUGCGGCCGCUCCAGCCACCUGUCGGUUUAAACUGUAAAUAAUCAUCAGAUGAUCGACCAGCAAACAGGAAGCGGCGAUGGUUGGGUCAUGGGUGGUUGCCAGGUCGCGUCCGGGAUCCACCGCUGGUGCUGUGUUCUGUGCCAAUCCUCUCCUUCCUUCAUUCAUGUUGACGGAUAAAGAGAGAAGGACCUCUCUGCAGCAAACAGGAAGGUGCGGGACGGACCGCUGUCAGUCUCAGACCUUAUUUGGAACUUGGACCAUUGCACUCCGGAAGUAAAGGGGGCGCUAUUUCCUAUAUUAUUCCCAAUCUCCGGUUUUUAUUUUAUUUUCAAUUCUGUGAUACAUCUUCACCUUUAGGAAGGAUUUUAACUCUCAGCAUGUAUUUAAACUUCUCUCUUUUGUUUACUUCAGCUCAGCUCAAAAUUUUUAACAAAUUCUGUAGCUUUCUGUAAACUUUUAAAUCUGCUCCUUAGUCCCAUCUUUUUGGGCCUACUACUGCCUCUAGUGGCGUGGGGGUGAUAACACAACUAAUAUAAUUUACUAAAUCAGAAUAGCACAAAGUUUGGAAUAAUUUUGUUUUCACUCAACAUGAGGGGUUGUGUAGAAUUUUCUGUAAUCAACAAGUCAUAACAAAACACGUUUCUCCAACAAAUAUCUCCAGCAGAAAUACCUUUACUAUACAUUUAAAAUAAUCUGUUUUGUUGUAGUUGUACUUUUUAGCAGCAGGAUGCUAAACAAUGACCAGUCCGCCAUUUUGGAUGUGGAUUUCUGUCCUAAUUCUGAACCCUGAUGUGACUUUGACUGAAUCCACACUUCAUAGGAGGAGCAGGGCGCUGAGACCGGGCCUGAAUUAGACAGCAUGAAGGCGAUGAACUUCCGCACUGCUACACGCAGGCGCUGAUAGAAUUUAGAAGUUUCGAAUGAAUGCAGCUCAGCUCACUUAACAUGUACAGCUUAUAGAUGGGAUGUAAUUUAAAAAUUUUAUCGUUAAGUAAUUGAUUGUGACUGAAAAUAACAUUAAUACCUAAUAACACCUUUAAUAUCGCUGAAUCAGCAGGCUGGCAGAGUAGUAACACAGUUAUUCCGGGUUUCUGUCGGACCUGGCAACCCGCGGCCGGAUUAAAGCCGUCCUGCCCAGGAAGUGGGUUUGGACUUUUAGAAAAGGCUCCGACCAGAACUGAACACCGGAACAGGAACCGGGACGGGUAACGGGCUCUUUCUGGAUCGGAUGGGUUCUAGUUCAUAAAGAAACUCCUCGGUUCCGUUGGAAGUUCUUGUCGCGAAAGUCUUCAGCCGAACCGAGCUCUUUCAGAACAUGGCUGCUUAGAGCUGCGGUUCCGGGCGGGAUGGCGUGUUGGAGGCGUUACAUGGAGGUUCUGGUUCGGGGCGUGAAGGUGCUGCGGGAAGCGGGGCGGCAGUACCCGCUGUCCUGUUGCCUGCUGCUGGUUCUGCUGGGCCUCACGGUGCUGCUCCACAGGUUCCUCCAUGUUUUCCUGAUGUUCUGGUCGCUGCUGGCUGGGUUCGUCACCUUCUACUUCUCCCUCGGACCUGACUCGCUGCUGCCCAACAUCUUCUUCCCUGUGAAGCCUAGAGCCAAGCAUCAGGAUCCGGAACUGUUCCCUCUGGGCCACAGCUGCGCCGUCUGCGGCACGACCCGAUGCCAGCGCCACCGGCCUGCACUGCUCCUGGAGAACCAGCAGCCCUGGUUGGACCUGAAGGUUCACUCCAAGGUGGAUGCGUCUGUGGCAGAGGUGUUCGAGCUGGUCCUGGAGAAGUUUGUGUAUCCCUGGUACAGGGACAUCACGGAGGACGACGCCUUCCUGGAUGAAGUCAGAACCACCUUCCGCUUCUUCUCCUCCGUGCUGAUCCGCAGAGCCCAGAAGGUCGACCUCCCAGCCGUCUUUGCUGAUAAAGUGAUGAAGGCCGCCAUGAAGCACCUGGAAAUCAUCGCCAAGGCUCGAGCCAGAUCAAAGCGGUGGGAGGACCUGCGGCGGGCCGCUCUGGACGGGUACGGCGCCGGCCUGCACGCCGCGCUGCGCAGCCGCAGGGAGGAGCUGCGCUACCUGCGGACGCUGACCGACGCACUGCUGCCCUACCUGAUGCCGCCCAAGACCACCGACUGCAGGUCUCUGGCUCUGCUGCUGCGGGAGGUGAUGGCCGGAUCCGUCUUCCUGCCCACCAUGGACUUCAUGGCCGACCCGGACACGGUGAACCUGAUGGUGCUGCUCUUCGUGGACCACACUCCGCCCGAAGCCGCAGCCGAGCCGCCGUCGCCGUUGGUUCCCUUCCUGCAGAGAUACAGCAGCAGCAGCAGGAGGCCGUCGGUUCUGCAGCUGCAGCUGCAGGCGAUCCGGAGCCAGCAGGAUCUGCUCUUCCGCUUCCUGAACUUCCUGAAGCAGGAAGGAGCCGUUCACGUCUUGCAGUUCUGCCUGGCCGUGGAAGAGUUCAAUGAGCGGAUCCUGAGUCCGGACCUGAGCGACCCGGAGCUACGGCGGCUGCAUGCAGAGGUUCUGCACAUCUAUCGGACCUUCUGCCGGGAUGACAGCGCCGACAAGAUCCGCUUCGACCCGGCUGUGGUGGAGGGGAUUCGGAGCGUGGCGAUGGCGCCCUACAGCCAGGUGGUGGCGCUGCAGAAGAAGCCCUUCCUGUUCCAGGCCUACGAACUGGUUCUCUCCCUGCUGGAGGAAGUUUUCACGCCAAUGUUCUGCCACAGCGACGAGUACUUCAGACACCUGCUGAGAGGAUCCGAGUCACCGACCCGGAAUGCCAGGAUCAACAGGAAUCCGUCCCGACGGGGUGAGGCGUUCGGUAUCAGCCGGAUUGGGAACCGGAUCAAAGGCGUGUUCCGGAGCUCCACCAUGGAGGGCGGCCUGCUGCCGGCCGGCGCCGACCCGGACGACGACUCAGUGGAAGAGGCCACAGUGGUUCUGGAGGACGACGGGCCGGCCGAGCCGCUGGCGGCGCCUCCCCAGAGGCUCCUGUCGGCCUGGAGCGUCUCGCUACCUUUCAUAGAUUUCUGCGAAGACGAGGCCAAGCGGGAGAAAGUUCCCGUCUUUGUCAUUGACGUGAAGAGGAACGACCGCCGGGAUGGAGGUCACGACCCCGAGUCCUGGAUGGUCUGCAGGCGGUACCUGGAGUUCUACGUUCUGGAGUCCAAACUCACAGAGUUCCAUGGAACCUUCUCAGAUGUUCAGCUUCCAUCGAAGCGGCUCAUCGGACCAAAGAACUACGAAUUCCUGGAAUCGAAGCGCGAAGAGUUUGAGGAAUAUUUACGGAGGCUGCUGCUGCUCCCUGAGCUCAGCAACAGUCAGCUGCUGGCCGACUUCCUGUCUCCCUUCAGCCUGGAGUCCCAGUUCCUGGACAAGAUGCUGCCGGACGUCAACCUUGGGAAAAUCUUCAAGUCUGUUCCUGGGAAGCUGAUGAAGGAGAAAGGACAGAACCUGGAGCCCUUCAUCCAGUCGUUCUUCAACUCCUGCGAGUCGCCCAAACCCAAACCGAGCCGACCAGAACUCACCGUCCUCAGCCCAUCUGCACAGAACAACAAGAAGCUCUUCAACGACCUGUUCCGGAACAACGCCGACCUCUCCGACGCUCCGGAGCGGAAACACAACUCUAAUUGCUUCCUGGAGGUCGUGGCCGUGGACGGCAUGUACGACUACUUGAUGUAUGUUGGUCGGGUUCUGUUCCAGGUUCCAGACUGGCUGCACCACAUCUUGGCAGCUGGCCGGAUUCUGUUCAAGAACUCUCUGGAGGCCUACAUGGACCGGUACCUACGGUCCAAAUUGGAGGCGGUUCUGCAGGAGCACCGGCUGAUGUCACUCAUCACACAGCUCAGAGAUGCCAUUUUCUGUGAGAACCAUCAGGAGCGAAGUCCAGAGGAGAAACUGCAGCGAGCCAAGCAGACGUUUGACGAGAUGAUGAGCUACCUACCAGAAGCCGUGGUGAAGCUGAUCGGGGAAGAGCGCCAGAGAGACGGGAUGGAGCUGCUGUUCCACACGCUGCAGCAGCCACUGCUCAACAAGCAGAUGACUUACGUCCUGCUGGACAUCGCCAUCCUGGAGCUUUUCCCUGAACUGAACCAGCAGGGGCCAAGGGAACCCUUCAUUGUGUGACCAGACCGGGUUGGACCGGGUCGGAGGCUGGACCUCAGAACCAACACCAAGGAUCUCCUGCUGCCUCCCAACCAUCAGACAUUCCACUUCCCGUCUGCUUCCUGUCCAAUCCGGUCAGGCUUGGAUCUGGUCUGGUCCAGUCCAGAUGCCUUGCCAAAAAGGGUCAGAACUUUUCAGCCAGUGAUCAGCAGAAACAGGAGAAUGUCUGAAUGUCAGCGGGGCUUAAGAUGGUGCCUGGCAGGACCAACAACAUCCAACCAUCAUCCAUCCAACCAGCUGAAGACACCAUUCUGCUCUCUGAUUGGUCCAUUUAAUAGUUAAAUAAAAACAAAGUUACAGUUGCUUAGUUACAAUCAGAACAUUUUCUCAGCCAGAAAAACGUAAAGAUGCUUUAGAUCCGUCCAGAAACCAAGGAGGAAGAAGAGGAAGAGGAACUCCACUUUUCUUCUCCAGCAGCUGGGUUAGUGGGCGGAGUUAGUGGAGAUUAAAGUUGCGUUUGAUUUUGUGACAGAAAUAUUCAGGAGGAUAAAACCUGUUCAGUUUGAUUAACUCUACUAAGACAUGAGGAUCAGAGUCCCACUGUGGUUCUGAUGGUUCUGCUGGAGGUUCAGCAGCUCAACACGAACAGAACCAGUAAACCCAGUGGGGCCAGAGUGGCCUGCGGGGCGGGGGCCCGGUUGAGGACCGUGAUGCGUCCCUCCACAGCCGGAUAGACCCACCCCUUCUUCUCCAUGUAGUUGGACAGCACCAAGACGUCCAGAUGGCCUGGAGGAACAGAAUCAGGUCAGAACUGCGUCAGACCCACAGAACCGGGUCAAAACCGGCAGGUUGGGCUCACCGAUGCUGUGCUCCAGAAUCCCGUUCUUGAUGAUGUCGAAGCCGUCUCCGCCCGUCACCAGGUAGGACGGGAGCACCACGGCGUACACCGCUGCGUCCUGGACCGGGUCGUAGCGCGGAACCCGACACCGGGUGCACAGGAUGCGCAGGCUGCGGACCCGGCGACCCGCGGGCCGGGACACGUCCAGAACCACACGUAGACCUGCAGGACAAGCAGCAGCCAGGGACUUCUACCUGAGUUACCUGUCCAGUGGGACCCAUUUGAACCCUGUUAAACCCACCCAGACCCGGUUAAGCCAAGUGGGACCCAUCCGCACCGGUCUUGGCCCAGACCUACCCGAGACCUGCAGGAACUCCCCCGCCUUACUGCCGUGGCGAUGGGCGCCGUGCUCGAAGGCGGCGCGCAGCGUGGAUCCCUUCAGCUGCACCCGGUCAAAGGUUCCUCCGAACGGCAGAACCGUCAGCAGGUCCUCCAGCGUCACGGAGCCUGCGGGGCAGAACCACAGGCGGUCCUCUGAGCGGUCCAAACGGGUCGGACCCGCUGAGAUUGGACUCAUAUGGGUCGGAACCGGCCCGGCCUACCGUUAUAGAUGCGCUCGUUAAUAGAGGAGCGGAUGCCGCCGCCGUUCAUGAUGCAGGCGCUGACGUCGCUCCACCGUUCAUCAUUGAAGAACCGGGUGUAGUUGUCCACCUGGGAGACAGAGGCAUGAGUGCCUGCAGAACCAGAACCAGAAGCGACUCUGGGCCGGACCCACCAUGGCGUCGCAGAUCAGGUUCCCCAGGUUGCACUCCUGGAAGCGGCAGGUGGACUGCGACGCGUCCAGGUACACCAGCGUCUUCCCCAUGACCUGGGCCGUGAAACUGGUCAGGUUCUGCUUCCAGGCCUCCACCUCGGCCAGAACCGCCGCGUCUGUAACCCAUCAGAACCCAUCGUUCCCAGUGGGUGGGUCUUCUUUCCCAACAAGAAGCUGUCUGGUCAGACAGGAAGUAGCCGUCGUACCUUGUUGGAUGCUGCUGUCCAGCAGGAUGGGGUUCCCAGUCGACCUCACCACGUUCCCGGCGUCGUCAAAGGUGACCUUGAGGAACCCCAGGUAUUUCCCAAAGGCAUAGGCCUGGACCACCGGGACGCGGCGGCCAUCUUCCGACGCCUCCAUGAUCGGAUAGUCGCCCUCCGGCCUCUCCAGGGACGGCGGCUGACCUGCAGACAGGAGUCAGCGCCGGGGUCAACCAGCAGCCCGUUUCAGUUGGGACGGAGCAGAUUGUGAAGUUCAAUCUGAUCAGAAAACCAGAUUUUCCCUGAGAGCAGAACCGAGUUCUUUCGGACCGGGCCGGUUCUGUGUCAUGAAUGCUCAGACUGUGGAGAUGGAAAUGAAGUUCCUGGAAGAUUAACGAGAUGAACAAAGAGGCUUUGUUCUCCGCAGAGACACAGAUCUGGGUCCAAACUCUGUUCUGUUCCUCUGGUUCUGGACGCAGAUCAAACUGGGUUGAAAAUGGAAACGUUAAUUGGAGAAACUUAAUAAUAAAUAUGGAACUGAUUGUUCUAAGAAAGUUACAAUAAACCUCCUAACACUGCA
This is a messenger RNA of Gambusia affinis (western mosquitofish), 6774 nucleotides long. RefSeq names its product sorting nexin-14-like. The transcript has 28 exons. Gene Ontology annotation, molecular function: phosphatidylinositol-3,5-bisphosphate binding. Lineage: Eukaryota; Metazoa; Chordata; Actinopteri; Cyprinodontiformes; Poeciliidae. Gene Ontology annotation, biological process: autophagosome maturation. Bases 1598 to 4363 code for a protein of 921 amino acids. The record is from RefSeq and is a predicted model, not a curated record. Gene Ontology annotation, cellular component: late endosome.